This is a messenger RNA of Sinocyclocheilus grahami, 1934 nucleotides long. Its product is annotated as cell surface glycoprotein 1-like. The transcript is spliced from 2 exons. The coding region runs from base 181 to 1875 and encodes 564 amino acids. NCBI's taxonomy places the organism in Eukaryota, Metazoa, Chordata, Actinopteri, Cypriniformes, Cyprinidae. The record is from RefSeq and is a predicted model, not a curated record.
ACAAACCGUGGGUUUAACAGGAGGGGUGAAAAGAGAAAAAACGCCCAGUCGCAGAUUGGACCUCAGUGAGAGAGUAGGACUGCCUGGAACUGAUUCACAUUCACUAUUACAGGAGAAAAGAAAGUACAUUCAACGCACUCUUACGCACGGAUUUCCACAGAAGCAGAGAAGCAGAAAAUCAUGGGAGGCAAGCUAAGCAAACGGAAGAAGGGAUACGAUGUCAGCGACCCUAAGGAGAAGAAAGAGGAGAGUGCUGUGGCAGCAGUUGAACCAGCUGAGAAAAAGGCAGAGACCCCUGUGACGGAAGCUGUACCUCAGGAGGCUGCUGCAGUAAGUGCAGCACCAGUGGUGGAGUCUGAAGCACCAGCUGAGAAGUCUGCCUCUCCUUCAGCAGCACAAGAAGAGGUGAAGAAGGAUGAUUCUGCACCAGAAAAACCAGUGGCUACAACAGAGGCAUCUACUGCUGCACCCAAGGAACCAGAAAGUGCUCCAGAGGAACCAACAGCUGUACCAGAGUCACAAGCAGCAGAGGUACCAGCAUCUGCAUCAGAGGUAACAGCUGCUACACAAGAGGCACCAGCAGCAGAGGUAUCAGCAGCGGCAUUAGAGACACCAGCAGCGGCACCAGAGGUAUCAGCACCCAAGGAACUUGCAGAUGCACCAGAAGCAUCAGCAGCAGAGGACCCUUCAGCUGCACCUGAGGAACCAGUGACAAAGGAACUUGCAGCUGCAUCUGAGGAACCAGUGACAAAGGAACCUGAAGCUGCACCAGCAACAGAGGAAUCUGCCGCUGCACCUGAGGAACCAGUGACAAAGGAACUUGCAGCUGCAUCUGAGGAACCAGUGACAAAGGAACCUGAAGCUGCACCAGCAACAGAGGAAUCUGCCGCUGCACCUGAGGAACCAGCUGCUGUACCAACAGCAGAGGAAUCUGCAGCUGCACCAGAGGCACCAGUGACAGAGAAACCUAUGACUGCAACAGAAGAACCAGCCACUGCACCAGAGACACCAGUGACAGAGAAACCAGGAUCUGAGCCACCUGCAGCUUCACCUGAGGAACAUGCAACUUGCCCAGAGGCUGAAGAUUCUGCAGUUGCACUUGAGGAUCCUGCACCUGCGCUAGAAGAGCCUGUAUUGUUGCCUAAAUUUGAAGCUUCGCCAGUGGAACCUGUUAUAGAGGAAGCAGUAGAGAAAGUGGUUGAGGAGGUUGCAAAUACCAGUAAAUUGUCCACCAAAAUUACAGAAACCACUGAGGUCACACCAGAACCAGAGACUGUUACUGAGGCAGCAGCUCCAGAGCCAGUUGCCGAGUCUGCCCCAGUGUCUGAACCUGUUUCCAAGGAAUUGAGUGCAGAGGUUGAGAUGGCUGUGCCUUCCCCAGAGGAACCCACACCAGUCACAGAGCCUGAUUCUGAAACUGCUGCACCCCCUGAGGUUACACUAACACAAGCAAGUCCUGAGCCAUCCCCCGAGGAGCCAACACAACCUGAACCUAUGGCAGAACAAAAGAGUGCAGAAGAGUCCAUUCCCGCAAUUGUUAUCAUAGAAUCAACCUCAAACAAUGAGCUCUGCCUUGAGGAACCUGUCUCGACUAUCACAGAUCUGAAGCUGAAUAAUGGAGAUUGUGAGAGUGCUGGCUCAGCAGAGGAAUCCGUGUCGGCUCCCCCUAAGGUAAACGGGGAAUGCCAUGAGCAGGCACCAGACGUAGCCCCUGCGGAUGUCCUUGAGUCCCCGGUUGAGGCAUGUGUAAAUGGUGUGAAGGACAAAGAACCCCCUCAAGAGCUAAGUGACUGUGAACUGAAAAAGGACUUGAGUUUGGGUGCUGACUUUCAGGGUCCAGCUCCGAUUGGUGACAUGGUAGAAGUGCCACAGUGAGCUGAGCUGUCGACCUAAUUUGAGAAGCAAACCUUAAAUGUGAAUCCCAUAUUGAUGCA